Fusarium odoratissimum NRRL 54006 is the source of this 4005-nucleotide messenger RNA. RefSeq lists its product as uncharacterized. The record is from RefSeq and is a predicted model, not a curated record. NCBI's taxonomy places the organism in Eukaryota, Fungi, Ascomycota, Sordariomycetes, Hypocreales, Nectriaceae. The transcript has 2 exons. Bases 740 to 2332 code for a protein of 530 amino acids.
GGUCCAUUUGCCGGGUAAAGGCGGUGGUGGCUUCGGACCAGGCACCACGCAACUCACUCAUAUCAUGGAUGGAUGGAUCCAUUCGCUCACUCAGGAACAUCGACAUGACCUCCUACCUACCUAAACAAGACAACUGAUAUCCUCUUCUCAUAUCGCUUCAGCAGGAGAUAACUAGUCUCUCAGGAGGCAGAGCCUAUGGUUGGCUCUCUUGUUAGGCAUUGAAUUAACCCCGCGGCUGCUCCCGCAUGGACCGAGCCGAUCUUGGCACUGACCAACACCUCGACUCAACCUCAGUCACCGAAACUUUUGAGGCUUCGUCUUUCAACGCACUUUGUCCUUUCCACGCCAGAGGCUCAAUUCUAUCGGCUGGUCGAGUCUCUGUUAACACACUCUUGUCUUAUUGUCCGUUUUAUAGCUAUUGGCUAGCGUAUCGCUUUUGGUUAUCUCUUGAAAAGUCUUAUCAUUUAUAGUUAUUCUACAUCACCUCAUCAUCUCCAUCAGCUUCUCCCCAUCGAUAGCCAAGCUGUCUUGAGGCCCUCACUCAACUUCUGCAUAUACAAUCAACAUCUAGCUACUGUAUGUGCUCUGUGCUAUGUCACACCUCGCUGGACCAAAGCUGACGUCGUCUUCUCUUUAGCAUAGCAUCCCAUAGCAUAGCUAGCUUCCAUCCAUAGCCUAAGCAUUCUGUCUCGCGGUACCUUACAUUGUUAGUUGCGCCACUACAAGCGCUUCAGCUGCCAUGUUUGGAAACUUCACCUCCUUCGCCGGCAUUCCGGCCAAGAGCAAGGUUGAUCCUAAGGACGUACCGCCUCCUACGCCGGUCACUCUUCCUCGCUUUCAACCUUUUGCUCAGGACGACGAUACCAUCGAUGAAUCGUCUGCGCUAUCUACUCUUCUCCGCAACACCGGAAGAUCAACAGCCGCUCUCGGUCCUUCGGGUUUCUCUGCCAUUGGUCUUAAUCUGAACCUCGAUGCCAAGCCCACAGACCUGAUUCCUGACCCUUCAUUCAUCCCGGAUUUCGAUAGUUGGGACAAACUGUCGCCAGAUGAAGCCCAAGAGAAGAAUCAGUCCACCCGGAACCCCCUAAGAAAUGGCAACCUCUCUCCUGGCUGCCAUGUGUACCUCGAACGCAAGAAGGAAUUGUCGAAUGUCAAUGAAGACGCCUUUCGAACAGUCAGAAGGCUUCCAGCCCCCAAAGGAAAGACACAGGCUCGUUUAGGGAAUGCCUAUGAGUUUUUCCGUUGCCUUGAAGCCUUUACCUCUUUUUGGGAUGACCCAACUCAGCCAUUACCGCUUCCUCCUUCCCCUGAAGCCUCUCCCGAAGUUACUUCGUCCGGCGAUGCUGCGAACUCGGGGGACGCAAAACCUGCGAGUCCUAAGCCAGACGAGAGCGCAAACUUCUUCAGAACCAGCGCUGGAUCAUCUAUGCCACUUGAAUAUCGCAAUAACCUGAUAACAUCAUUCAUCAAACUUGUUGCUUAUGACUUUGGGUGCAACGUCUCGCCUUCUCGAACCGAACCACGACUUCACUUCAGUUCACCCCAAGGAUCUGGUUCUCGCAAAUCUUUUUGCCCCUCUGGCUGCCUUUUUAUAUUUCAGAGUCCCACAACCCGUGAAGCCGCUCGUGCAGGUGUGGUCCACGGGCCUGUCGCCGCCGUCAGUGCCAGAGGUACAACUGACUUCACUCAGCCUGAUCCUGAGACUGCGCAAUCACUCGAUCUCGCUCGAGAGAUCGUAGCAGCUCUUAUUACAGCGCAGCAUCGCGCACGUGAAGGAAAGACUGAGAAGCGAUUUGGUGAGGGAGAAUGGUGGACGACCAAGAAGCGCUGGGGAGGCGGUCCUGGAGGGCCCAUAGGACGCGAGAUCGAAAAGGACCUGGUACAAGGCGACAAGGACGCGAAACCCAGUGACGAGAACGGUCUUCCGAUGCCACUUGCCAAGAAACCUCGCAAAAACAUGAGUAUCUACGACAACUAUCGCAUGAUUCGACCUCCAUCGUCGACGUGGGACAAGAAGGCUCAAUACGAAGCCAUUGGGAGGCGCAAGGGGGCCAACUAUGACGAUAUCUUUGUAGUGAGCUCGUUGUUUCACCAUAUCUCGGUCAUCCGUGUCAGAGUACCUAAUCAGCUACUUGAGGCUCUGGAAGGGGCACGGGAGCCAGAUGCAUCCAGGCGAAGUUGGGGUAAGGUUGAGGCUUGGAGGAGCCCCUGGUACGAUUUAUUUGAUACCACACAACGACUAGCAGCUAUGAAACUAGUGUGGGUGAUGAUGGCUUACCAGAUGAGAAAAGAUGAUGUGUCUGAUGGGGACGUUGAUAUGACCAAUGCCUAAGCUUAUCUUGAGGUGGGCCAUGGGUUUGGGGAAACCUCAUUCUUGCUUGCAUUAGUACAUCUGAUCUCAGCAUGAGAUGUCAGCGCAAGGUUUAGGAAAGACUAAGAUGGCAUAGUUGCCUAGUUGGUUGAUUACACGCAUACAUAGGGUAUCCAUACAUAACAUACAUUAACCAGGGUCACAUUCCCGUCUCCGGUUCCGAUUAGCUUGGCUUUUUCUAUCAAUCAGACACCCUUGAGGAAGAGGGUUACAAUGAGGCGGCAGCUGAGACUGGGACUUCUAUCACCUGCAGAUGUUGCAUGGAUUUAUCUGGUAAGUAACUCUGGCUUUACCUUGUAAUCGUCGUCACGCCAUCAGGGAUUCGAGCAAUGAAGGCUGAACUGAAAGUCUCAUGAUGUUGGUUCACAUUCAUACACGAUGCAACACAUAGAUUCCAUGAACAAUAUGCUCGGGUCUAGAACAUUGAUUCAGGGAACAUUAAACGGGUGCUCGGGUAACCUCAUGCAAGGCAUGGGUAUUGACCUUGCCGUCAGGUCUCUUGGAGUUGGCAUGAGAGGCCAUGGCAUGGUGUUUCUGCAGGGUAGAGAGAGAGAUCAGGGGACUUGAGACAUGUCGUGCAUGCCACGAUACAGACCGAAGCCGAGGGAGACGCGGAGCAUAGCUUCCUGUAGCGUUCCGUAUCAACGGAUGAGCUAGUUCAAGAAACCACCCCAUAUUGUCUUAGAUAUCAAGCGAAUGUGGAUAUGUGUUGGUGUCGGUGUUUGUGGCUGCAUAGGAAGGCUGAAGCUAUCUUAUUUGGGACGGAAACCCGCGUGGCAUAGUCGAGUCUAGUGACGGAGGACGUUUCUCGUUUGGUAUUCAACUUCGGGAGGCUUAUGACUUUGGCUUUUUGGGCUCUGAGGCUUUUAGUUUGAGCCUGCCGGACAUGAUAUGGAAAAGAGAAGGAUGUGCUGGUUGAGUAUGUGAUAUGAGUGCGUACAGUUCUUAGGAGACUCCGAGAACUAUGUCAUGGUACAUGUGCUUUGUUGCAGUAGUUGGAGUGCUGUACCGACAAUUUGGAUGACACGUCGAGAGCGCAAGGAGAUUGGGUAUCGUCAUCAAACCAGGCCCAGCAUAAUGGUAACCUAACGAUAUCCAAUACUCCGUGAUAAAGCUGAGGCCCUCGUCACAGCCACCAGAAUGCAACUGAACAAGACCCUAAAAGCCGUUCAUCCAAGUGGCCCAAGCUCCUCAAGCCUCAAUUCCCCGCUCAGCUCCAGGCGGCUGAGCAGUAACGUCCGUCAUUGGCCCACGCAGCCCUGGUUCAGCUCUCGGUAUGUCCGUCUGCUAAACCGUUACGGGAUGAUCUUCGUGCCGCAGACGGGGGAGCUAUCGGGUAAUUCCAGCCAUUUUCUUCUUCUUCUGUCUUUUUGUUCUCAGGUGCAUGAUCGUGAAUUUGUUGCCUUUCCCUUGCUUGGAUGAUUAGGAUAGCCCCCUAUUUGCUGUAUGUAUGUCUUGUAUCGUUUGGCUAUGGUUGGUGGAAGUCAUGAUGGUUUCGGACAUGGCUAAAUAUCAUUAUCUCUUGGCCGUUACUUCUUUGUUCGUCUGUAUAGUCUCUUGCAAACACAUAAUAAAGUGCUAAUAGAGCGGUUCAGUCUAUUGAUGCAAUUGCUCACUUGACGUUGGAAACCCCC